Messenger RNA from Anopheles moucheti, 7072 nucleotides. RefSeq names its product plexin-A2 (gene PlexA). Gene Ontology annotation, biological process: sensory neuron axon guidance; negative regulation of cell adhesion; regulation of GTPase activity. Gene Ontology annotation, cellular component: semaphorin receptor complex. Gene Ontology annotation, molecular function: semaphorin receptor activity; protein binding. NCBI's taxonomy places the organism in Eukaryota, Metazoa, Arthropoda, Insecta, Diptera, Culicidae. The record is from RefSeq and is a predicted model, not a curated record. Bases 138 to 5903 code for a protein of 1921 amino acids. The transcript has 10 exons.
GUAGCCGACCACACCAGGGGCAAUCCUACCAGCAGAAAAAAAAGGAAAACAGCCAUGACAGUAUAGCACCGGAUUUUAGGCCUUUCGGAAGAGAGCAAACUGCACCAACUGCAUCUGUUUCGGAAGCGAUCUUAGCAAUGGAGCGGUUCCAGCGCACCGGCAUUGUCCUCAUCAUCCUCAUCAGCGUACUGUGCGCCCAACCGCAAGCCAAUCACAAUUUCCCAUCGAAGGGAAGCAAUGCCACAGACCUUAGCAGUCGACUAGUUAGUCAAAUAGUUUUUAAUUCUACACUCAACCACCUGGCGGUGGACAGAAGCACCGGAUAUGUUUACGUGGGAGCGGUAAACAAACUCUACCAGAUAACGAACGAUUUUAACAUCCUGACGGUCGUGACGACCGGACCGCAGAACGAUUCGUACCAGUGUACGAUACUGGAGUGUCCGGGCGGUGCGGUCAAAACGCCGAUGGACAACGUCAACAAGAUGCUGCUGAUAGACAGCAACGCGAAGAACCUGAUCGUGUGCGGUUCGCUGUUUCAGGGCAUCUGUCACAUCCGCAACCUGCACAAUAUCAGCAUCGUCGAGCAGGAGGUGCUGGAAGCGGUGGUGGCAAACACCGCCAACGCCAGUACGGUCGCGUUUAUCGCGCCCGGUCCACCGCUCGCGUCCGCGGAGAACAACGUGCUGUACGUGGCGGUCACGUUCACUGGGAAUUCGCCGUACCGCAGCGAAAUACCGGCGGUGUCGUCGCGCAGCCUCGCCCGGGACCGGUUGUUUCAGCUGGCGGCCAGCGCGGUUACGACCGGCACGCGCCUGUUCGUCAACAAUUACGCGCGCGAAACGUACAUCAUCAACUACGUGUACGGGUUCAGCUCGGAGCGGUUCUCCUACUUCCUCACGACGCAGUACAAGAGCAGCUCGCACUACGCAUCGAAGGAGCGGAUCACGAAGCUGGUACGGAUCUGUCAGGAUGAUUCGCACUACCACUCGUACACGGAGAUACCGGUCGACUGUACGAGCAAGAACGGCACCAAGUUUAAGACGGUCAGUGCCGCGUACGUUGGCAAACCGGGCCACGAGUUGGCCCACAGUCUCGAGAUCACCACGAACGACGAUGUGCUGUUUGCGGUGUUUGAUGCACCGAACGCGAACCAGUCGGCACUGUGCGUUUACUCGCUGAAGGCGAUACGGAAAAAGUUUAUGCACAACAUCAAGAUGUGUUACAACGGUGAGGGUUUGCGGGGUUUGGACUAUAUCUCGCAGAACAUGCCUUGCAUCGCGACGAAGCUGCAAACGAUCGGGGAAGAUUUCUGCGGGUUGGAUGUAAAUUCGCCGCUCGGUGGCGAACAGGCGGUUGCCUCGCUCGCGGUUAUCCUGUCGGAGGAGCGCAUGACCUCGGUCGCGGUGACGGCCACUUCCAACUUUACCGUCGUGUUUAUCGGCACCGAGACGGGCCAGCUGAAGAAGAUCGUGAUGGAAUCGUCCGUGUCCGCGAUGCAGUACGCGAUGAUGAACGUCGACCUUGGGUCACCGAUCCAGCCGGACAUGUAUCUCGAUCCGGCCAACGACGAUCUGUACAUGAUGUCCAAGUACAAGCUGUUCAAGAUCCGCAUAUACGAUUGCUCCGUGUACACGACCUGCCAUUCCUGUCUGUCGGCGAAGGACCCGUUCUGUGGCUGGUGUUCGCUCGAAAACACCUGCAGCCGCCGGCACGAAUGUCAGGACAGCUCGAAGGAUCCACUGUCGUGGUUAAGCUACAAAUCGGGCAAAUGUACCACCAUUACGAGUGUGACGCCCCAUCAGCUGCAGCGCACCACCGCACGGACGCUCGAGCUCAUUAUCGAAAACCUGCCGAACCUGAAGGAACCGCUCGUGUGCGCGUUCACGUUCGCGAACAUGGAAAAACCGAUCAUCACGAACGCGACGAAGAAGCGUAACGGCGUCAACUGUACCACCCCACGGACGGACCUGUUGCCACAGAUUGGAUAUGGCGAAAACCAUUUUAACGCAACACUCUCAAUCAAAACGUCCCAGGGGCCGGACAUCGUUUCGACGACGUUUACCUUUUUCGACUGCAGCACCCAUCUGUCCUGCACGCAGUGCGUCUCGUCGAAAUUCCCGUGCGAUUGGUGCGUGGAAGCGCACCGCUGCACGCACGAUACGGCGGAAAACUGCCGCAACGACAUCCUGGUGACCGGCAUUAGCCGCAUCGGGCCCAGCUACCGGUCCGGGCCCGGCUUCUGUCCCACGAUCAACGUUACCGGGGACGGUUCGGAGAUACUCGUGCCGGCCGGUUCGAAAAAGUCCGUCCGGGUGAAGGUACAUAUCAUCGGUCAAUUCAUCGUGCAGACGCGCUUCGUGUGUCAAUUCAACGUCGAGGGUAGGGUGACGAGCGUCAAUGCACAGCUGCUGGGCGACACGAUCUACUGCGACGAGAUGGAGUUCACCUACACGGCGAAAACGUCCAAGCUGAACGCAACGUUUGCGGUCAUCUGGGGCGGUUCAAAGCCGUUGGACAAUCCGAACAAUAUCCAUGUUGUCAUCUAUCGCUGCCGGGAUAUGUCCGACAGCUGCGGUGUCUGUUUGGCGCUGGAGGAAAAGUACAAAUGUGGCUGGUGUUCGUCGUCCAACACGUGCGAGGUGGAGGACCAGUGUGGCAUCUCCGGCAAGGUGGAGGGCCAGAACAAAACCGACUGGUUGAACAAUCAGCAAACCUGCCCGAACCCGGAAAUCCACUCGUUCGAUCCCAAAACGGGCCCGUGGGAAGGUGGCACCAACAUUACGAUCCGCGGCAUCAAUCUCGGCAAGAAGUUCAAGGACGUGUACGGUGGUAUCAAGAUCGCCGGCAUCGACUGCAUGCCGUUCCGGGAGCUGUACGUGCAGACGAAGGAGAUCGUGUGCAGCGUGGACGGACCGGGCGUUAAGUCGCACCGGUCGGGCCGGGUCGUGGUGCAGAUAUCGGACUUCCGGGGCGAGUCGGCGAACGAUUUUGAGUUUGUCGAUCCGGAGAUUGAAAACUUCGAGCCGAAACAUGGACCGAUAUCGGGCGGUACGACGAUCAAGAUUAUGGGCCGGUACCUGAACACGGGCAGCCGGGUCCGUGCCUUCCUCGACCAGCAUCCGUGCGAGAUACUGAGUACGAACGACCGUGAGGCGACGUGCCGGACGACCGCUGUACCGAGCCCGAUGCAGGGCAAGCUGAAGAUGGUGUUCGAUAAUGGUGUGCGCGAGCUGAACGGUGACCUGUUCGAGUAUGUUCCCGACCCGUGGAUUGAGCUGGUGUCUUCCGGGGAGAGCAAAACGGCUAAAGGAAUACCGGCGGGUGGUAUCAAGAUGGCGGUACAUGGUCGUAACUUUGGCUCGAUUCAGCGACCCCAGAUCUACGUCUACUACAAUGGGCAAAUUUCGCUGAACGAGUGUAACAUCAUCAAUCCGCAGCUGAUGGAGUGUUACUCGCCGAAGAUUGAUCUGCAGGAGGAGGACCCGUUCGGGGAGUCGGACGACCCGAUCAACCUGGAGUACGGAUUCAUCAUGAACGAUGUGAUGACGGUGCGCAACCUAUCGUCCCAAUGGGGCAGCUACUUUGAGCUGUACCCGAACCCGACCUACCAGCCGUUCGACGAGGUGAAGUACUUCAACAGCGAGUACCUGAACAUCAACGGGCGCAACAUUGACCGGGCGUGCAAGUACAGCGACGUGGUGGUGAAGAUCGGCGAUCACGGCAUUUGCAACAUAACGUCGAUGUCGCGCCAGCAGGUUACCUGUCUGCCGCCGAAGAACCCGGACGCGAAGAAGGUGCACGUGAAGGUGAUUGUCGGCAAUUCGCUGCAGUUCGAUAUCGGCUACAUGGUGUACACGUCGGCCGGCAUAUUGCCGAGCUUCAGCAGCAAUGCGGUGACGUUCAGCGUGGUGAUAGCAAUCGCACUGUUCUUCUUCGUGUUUGUCGCGCUGGUGAUUGCGUACCGCAAGAAGACGAGCGAGAACAAUCGCGUGCUGAAGAACAUGCAGGAGCAGAUGGACAUUCUCGAGCUGCGUGUCGCUGCCGAAUGCAAGGAAGCGUUCGCGGAGCUGCAAACGGAAAUGACCGAUCUCGGUGGGGACAUCACGUCCGGCGGCAUACCGUACCUGGACUACCGUACGUACGCGAUGAAGAUUCUCUUCCCGAACCACGACGACCAUGUGGUGCUGCAGUGGGAAAAACCGGAACUGCUGCGCAAGGAGAAGGGCCUGCGGCUGUUCGGGCAGCUCGUUAUGAACAAGACAUUCCUGUUGCUUUUCAUCCGGACGCUCGAAAGCAACCGGUACUUCUCGAUGCGCGAGCGCGUCAACGUUGCCUCGCUGAUCAUGGUGACGCUGCAGAGCAAGCUCGAGUACUGCACCGACAUCCUGAAGACGCUGCUCGCCGAGCUGAUCGAGAAGUGCAUCGAUGGCAAAUCGCACCCGAAGCUGCUGCUGCGCCGUACCGAAUCGGUCGCGGAAAAGAUGCUGUCCGCCUGGUUCACGUUUCUGCUGUACAAGUUCCUGAAGGAGUGCGCCGGCGAACCGCUGUACAUGCUGUUCCGUGCGGUCAAGGGUCAGAUUGACAAGGGUCCGGUCGAUGCGAUCACGCACGAGGCACGCUACUCGCUGAGCGAGGAGAAGCUGAUCCGGCAGAUGAUCGAGUUUAAGGUGAUCACGGUGUACGCGAGCAUUACGCAGCCGCCGAUACUGUGCAACAACAUCGAGAUGAUACCAACGAACACAGAAAACAUUCCGGUGAAGGUGCUGGACUGUGACAGCAUCGGGCAGGUGAAGGAGAAGUGUCUCGACACGAUCUACAAGGCGAUCCCGUGGAGCCAGCGGCCCCGUAAGGAGGAUCUCGAUCUUGAGUGGCGCACCGGCGCGACCGGGCGGCUCAUCCUGUACGAUGAGGAUUCGACCUCGAAGACGGACGGCGAGUGGAAGAAGCUAAACACGCUGCACCAUUAUCGCGUGAGCGAGGGCUCGUGUCUGAGCCUGGUGCCGAAGGAAAGCUCCAUCUACAACAUAACGCUGCUCGGCGAAAAGUACUCGGAGAAGAUCCACAAGUACGAAACACUAAACAUAUCGAAGUUUGUUUCGCCGUCGCCACCGUUCAGCCGCGCCGGCAGCCCCAUGAACGUCGACCUGCAGGAGAACAGUCUCAAGUACUGGCACCUGGUGAAGCACCAUGACAGCGACGGUUCGAAGGAGGGCGAACGGGUGAACAAGAUGGUUUCGGAGAUUUAUCUAACACGACUGCUAGCCACUAAGGGUACACUCCAGAAGUUUGUCGACGAUCUGUUCGAAACCAUCUUCAGUACCGCACACCGUGGCUCCGCACUGCCCUUAGCAAUAAAGUAUAUGUUUGACUUUCUAGAUGAUCAAGCACUCUUACAUGGUAUUACCGAUCCGGAGGUUGUGCACACUUGGAAGAGUAACAGUUUACCGUUACGAUUCUGGGUAAAUCUCAUUAAAAAUCCUAACUUCGUGUUUGAUAUACAUAAGUCCAAUAUCGUGGACUCUUGCCUUUCGGUUGUGGCUCAAACCUUCAUGGACUCGUGUUCAACGUCGGACCACAGGCUAGGGAAAGAUUCGCCUAGUUCGAAACUGCUGUACGCCAAGGACAUUCCCUCGUACCGUGAAUGGGUGGAGCGUUACUAUAACGACAUCCGGGACAUGCCGGCAAUUUCCGACCAGGACAUGAACGCCAUGCUCGCGGAGGAGUCCAGGGUGAGUUUGCACACAACCGAAUUUAAUACCAACUGCGCCCUACACGAGCUUUAUCAGUACGCAGUAAAAUACAACGAGCAACUGACUGUCACAUUGGAGGAGGACGAGUUUUCGCAGAAGCAGCGGCUGGCGUUCAAGCUGGAGCAGGUGCACAGUAUCAUGUCCGCGGAGUAAGGUGUGCGUGUGUGUGUGUGGGUGUCGCACUGGGCCGGUGAUGGGCAAACCGGACCCGCACCGGACGGGCUGGUUGCACAUUGACCGGUUGCCAGUGCGAUCGGAAAACAACAACAAAAUAAUAUAUGUAUAGAUGGUAAGCUACCUGUAUUGAACUUUUUUUUUUUUCGUUCGUGACGAAGGGCGCAUCGUACAGACCUACAGACAUUCGUAAAAGCAAACAAAACAAACAAAAUAUAAUGUAUGCGAUAUUCAUGUUGUGAGCCCCAAUGCCGAGCGGGGUUAAAAAAAUGUGUGGGUAGGGAAAAAACAAACAAAAUAUUCUCAUUCAUCCAAAAACACAAACUCACUCACUCAUUCACACAAAACACACAAACACACAUACAACCACAGACAACCAAAACCCGGAACAUAAAUACAAAAUCAUUCGUGUAUGGAACACCGAACAAAGAUUAUAGUAAAAACAAAACGAAAAAAACGUCGCAAAACCCAACCAUUUGUCUAAUACACCACGUAAAAGUAUGUCGAGAAAACUGAGCAAAAGGGAGACUGAAAGAGUGCAACAAAGCGAGCGAAACGAAAUGAAGCAAAACGAAGGGCUAGUACUCGAAACUAAUGUCAAAAUAAGCAAAAACCCACACGAGCAAGGCAAAAAAUAUCAUGUUUUUAAGGAACGUCAUACAUCGCUUUUGAUUAAUUGUAAAACGAACCGCAAGUGUGUGUAUGUGGCAAAAUCGAAGAGAGAGAGAGAGAGUGAGAGAGAGAGAGAGAGAGAGAGAGAGAGAGAGAGAGAGAGAGAGUGAAGGAGCUUCCCGGUUAAGGGUUGCCAAUUUAUGCCGAACCCGGCGAGUAAUCUCAAGAGCGUGAAAAAAAGGGGUUAGCGAAGGGAAUGAAGGGUGUGUUCGGGUAUAAUAGGGUGGCUGCAAAGAAGUGAAUCAGUUGGCGUUAUCGGCACCCGGUGCGCUUACAGAAACACGAAACGAGACAAAGAGAUAGAAUUACAAACAACAAAGCAAAACAAAAAAUUAACGAAAAAUGGGUAAUAUCUUAGGCAUUUUGUGCAGCCAAACAAAGCAAAAAUCACACUUCUAAUCAUGUGUCCAGCAAAACGAUUUAAACGAAAAAAAAAACUGCAGUUCGACCCGCAAAACGCUUCUUGCGGCUAUACA